AGAUAGAUUCAGAAAAUACAUAAAAAAGAAUUGAGAAAAAGAAAAUGUUUGAAAAAAUGUGUGAUGAGAAAGGUAAUGCAAAAUUGGUAAGCACAGUGAUGUUGAGCAUACUGCUCAUUCACAUUCACAUUCACACCGCCAAUGCAACUAGCUACACUGUCGGAGACUCAUCUGGUUGGACCUUCAACGUUGCUGGCUGGGAAAAGGGCAAGCCCUUCAAGGCCGGCGAUACACUCAUUUUCAAGUACGUGGUGGGUCAGCACAACACGGUUGUGGUGGACAAGGCGAGCUACGAUUCUUGCAGUGUGCCGGCUGGUGCACCAACGUAUAGUUCAGGGAACGACAAUUUGACGUUGAAGAAAGGUCCAAAUUACUUGAUUUGUGGGAUUAGAGGGCAUUGUGAAGCUGGGAUGAAGAUAGCUCCCAUUGCUGCUUAAUUAGUCCCCAUAUCCAAAUAAUUAUAUGUAGUUAGGUUUGGUUAGUUAUGAGUCAAUAAAUAUAGAUUUUUUCUCCAGAUUCCGAUGACCGCGCAAAGUGCAUGUAUGAUUCUAUAUGUCACAAAUAUGUAUUAUGGUUGCUUUUUAAAUCUAUGUAACUUUUCUUUAUCUUUGUGUGAUCUGCA
Molecule: messenger RNA, 622 nt
Organism: Sesamum indicum (sesame)
Lineage: Eukaryota; Viridiplantae; Streptophyta; Magnoliopsida; Lamiales; Pedaliaceae
Product: basic blue protein
Cellular component (GO): plasma membrane
Molecular function (GO): electron transfer activity
Source: RefSeq, a predicted model, not a curated record